Molecule: messenger RNA, 1329 nt
Organism: Vigna angularis (adzuki bean)
Lineage: Eukaryota; Viridiplantae; Streptophyta; Magnoliopsida; Fabales; Fabaceae
Exons: 3
Coding region: 103-1131 (342 amino acids)
Biological process (GO): tRNA N1-guanine methylation
Cellular component (GO): nucleus
Molecular function (GO): tRNA binding
Source: RefSeq, a predicted model, not a curated record
CAGUUUAUUAUUUUCGAAAAGUAAAACUACGAGCAAAUAAAACUGACCAAAUUAAAGGAAGCAGUUCCGCGGAGAGUGUCUCCAACAAAUCCCUAAUCCAAAAUGCCGGAAUCACCCGGCGGCGGAGACGCCGGCGCUCCACCGCAGACAACGGAAUUGAAAAGGCCUCACACUGACCAAAACGCCGCCGAAAAAACCGACGCGGAUCCUCCGGUGCUCUCGAAAAACGCACAGAAGAAGCUGGCGAAGCAGCAGAGGUUUGAGGCGAAAAAGGCGGAGAAGAAAGCCGCGGCGAAGGAGCAGAAGCGAAGAGAUGUAGAGAGAAAGCGCAAGGAGUGGGAAGACAGCCUCGCCGGCGUCUCCCAAGAGGAGAGAGCGAAGCUAUUGGAGUCUCGAAGAACCCUCCGCAAGGAGAGAAUGGAGAAGAGGUCACUGGAGAAAGAAAACAAGAGAGAGAGACUAACUGUAGCGAGAGAACAAGGUCAAAACGUCGUCGUCGAUCUCCAGUUUUCUCACCUCAUGAACCCUAACGAAAUCCACAGCCUCGUUCAGCAGGUUAUGUAUUGUUAUGCUGUGAAUGGAAGGUGCGCUUCUCCUGCGCAUCUUUGGCUCACUGGCUGCGACGGGGAAAUGGAUAGUGCAUUGAAGCGGAUUCCGGGGUUUGAUAAAUGGAUAAUUGAGAAGGAGAAUAGGUCUUACAUUGAAGCCUUGUGUGAUCGAAAGGAGGAUUUGGUUUAUCUCACUGCGGAUUCAGAGAUUGUUCUUGAAGAACUUGAUUUGAAGAAGUUUUAUAUUAUUGGCGGGUUGGUGGAUAGGAACCGGUGGAAGGGCAUAACGUUGAAGAAAGCACAAGAGCAAGGGAUCCAAACGGCUAAACUCCCUAUAGGAAAUUUCAUGAAGAUGUCUAGCUCUCAGGUUCUUACUGUGAAUCAAGUGGUAGAAAUAUUACUCAAGUUCUUGGAGACGAAGGACUGGAAAACAUCUUUUUUUGCCGUUAUCCCUCAACGGAAAAGAUGUCAAUCCGAUUCAGAAGGAAAUGCAGAAAAUACGGUAGAGGAAGAACACGAACAGAACGAUGGUCUAACGGCAAGUAAAAAAAAAUGUGUUGAGGAGGUCCCUUCAAACAGUUAGAAUUGUCUCUGGCUCAAAGUAUCCUUACAAACCUGUUGAUCUUCUUCUGAAAAGCCAACAUCAAAAACAGAAACUUCAAAUAAGAGCUUCACAUGCAAUCUUAAUACUGACAGGGAUUUGGCAUAAUUUUUAUAUGCCUUGUAACAAUCUGUAACAAGUAUCCCCAGAUGAUGUUGAAAUGGAAUGAUUCUUUUUGAA